UUAACUUCUACUUUCAUGUCAUAGGAGACGUGUUGUUCUAAUACUUCAUGCACUGUGUUUGACAGCUAAAGUAAAAAAAACUUUAAUGGGCAUAUCAAAUUAAUUUAGCUGUGUAUACUACCCUACAUCAUUUACUAAAGUACUUCAUUAUAACCUCAACCCAAUUAUUAUACUUAAUAACAGCUACCCAGCCAGAUGUAACACUUAAAUUCUGCUUAAACGUUUUAUUUUUCACCCUUUCUUAUUUUCUUUUUCUUUUAUGAUUUACUUGUUUCAAUAAUAUUAUGCAAUAUGCAAAUAUAUGGAAGUAUUUCAGGUCAGCAGUAUACGGCGGUUGUUGCUCAAGAGCACUUACAGUAAGUCAGAGGUUUUCCUGACACAACGUGAGCUCGAGGCACGUUAUCUUUAAACAUUGGCCAGAUAAGUUGCUAAAAAAAUAAAUCAUCUGUCAUGUUGUGAGGACAGAGAGUUAAAGGGAUUAAACUUCUGAGGCAGAAUGUAUAUGUGGCUUUAUUUUUAAUCAUCAGUGCAGAAAAAUUCAAAUGAAAUAAUAUAUCUGUAUAUCUAUAUCUGUGUAAUUGAGAUAAGUAACAUAAGUAAUCGAAGAAUUGUACUUACAAAUGAAAAGGCUAAAUUAAUGAAUAUGUGCAUAUAGCAUAGCACAGUAGGAGUAGAGCAGAGUGCCUCGUUUGUCAUUAUACUGGGUUAUAUGGAGGUAUUCAUGUUAAUAUGCAGACUCCCCAUAUACAUCUGCCAGUAACAUCUGUAACAUUCAUAUAAUAAUGUAACAUAAUAUUCUGUAGUGUUGUUCCACAUGCAGAGCUUUUAACUUGCUCACCUUGUGCAAAAGGGAACCCACCAGUACCAGGAAACAGCCCGGCAAAGGUCACGCUGAUUAUUUAUUGGCAAUCUGCCAAGUAAGAGCGCGAGCACGUGUGUCUGUUCUGUGCGUGUGUGCGUGUGUGCACCGGCGUGCGUGUGUUUACUGGAAGAGCCUCUGCACGGAGGAGGAGGAGCCUUACGAACAUCGGCUUUACUCACUGGAAACAACCUCCAGUAACCUUCCCCGACACACGGACACGGUCUCUCCGGCAGAUACCGCCGCCACAUUCCUCCGCUCAGGAAAGAAACCCACACACUUUUUUGGAUACUUUUUUUGGAUUUUAAUGCCUGAGUUAAUAACUAAUUUAGCACUACUCUCGGGUAGUUUGCGUAUAUUUUCCUUUGGCGACGAGCGGCUGCAGUGCGGGGCUGAGCAUUUCUGCGAGCUGUGUUUAGGGUGCUCUCCUACCCAGCCCCUCUCUGGAUGCAUCAGACUCCCCUGCCCCGGGGCCCUGGACCCGGUGUGUGACCCCCGCCCCCACCCCCCCAUUCCCCCCCUUUCUCCCGUCCCCCUCUGCCCCCAAACUCCUUCCCACCUGUCACCCUCGGCACUCCUAUUCUGGGCCCCCUGCCCCUCAACCAGCGGGCAGAGGCAGGGGGCCAUGGCGCCAUGGUAGCCUUCAACGGACGCAGCCCCCUCGCCAUGAGCAGCGUGAACCCGCCAGAGGCCAGGGUUCAGGGGACCAACUUCACCCCACAUCACUACAAGCCCUUCAGGUCACAUGCACACUACCAGCAGGUGAUGUGUGCAUUGCGAAAGCUACAGGAGAGUGGGUUUUACUGGGGGGCUGUGGGGGGCCGGGAGGCCAGCUCCCUGCUGCGCUCUGAAGCCCCCGGCACCUUCCUGGUGCGCGACUCCUCGGACCACCACCACUUCUUCACCCUCUCUGUCCAGACGGCCCGAGGAACAAAGAACCUGCGCAUCCACAGCGAGGGAAAUGGCUUCUUCUUACAGCCGGACCCCCAAAACACCCAAGAGCCCCCGCAGUUUGAUUGCGUGCUGAAACUCAUAACGCACUACAUGGGGAGAGAUGGUGGAAGGAGCAGAGAAGGGGCAAGUGGAGGGAAUUCACGAGAGUCAAAAGAGAAACGUUUCAGUGUCUAUCUGAUCCACACGGGCGGAGAGAGGAUUCCCCUGGAACUGAGGCGACCCCUCUCCAGUUCCCUCUCGUCCCUGCAGCACAUGUGCAGGAGGACCCUGAACAACCUGGGGGGGUCGGAGGGAACCGAGCAGAUCCCACACACACUUAGAGAUUACCUGGAGGAGUACGACGCUCCUAUAUGACUGACAGGAACCCAAAAGUUCCACUAUAGACCAGUUCUCAGCGCAAUCACGUGAAUAUGCGCUACUGACCGGAGUUAGCCAAUGUGAGGUCAGUUUUUUCAUGUGACCCAGAUCUGCUUCGGCACCGACGGACACCACCGGGUCUCACCUCUGGAAUGAGGAGUGGGAUUUAGGUAGCAAAUGAUUACCUCGUCCGUCCUGCCUUGCAAAAACUGACCACUAAUGUGAGUGGCAAAUGAAGCAAGGGGUAAAAGGUCAAUGUUUCCUAAGACAGACGCAGAGCAGAGCCUCGUAGAAGAUUAACCUGAUUGGUCGAUAUUAGCGACGACAUGAUCAAUACACCAACAGUGGGUUUAUUGUGCUUAAGAAAAGAAACCCUCUCCUCUGUCAGCCUGACAUUUAGAGCUCUGUGGAUCAGCGGACAGAAAGAAAGACCCAAAGAACAGAAAGGUUCACAGGGGUUGAGUGAAGAAGGAGUCACAGAUAAAAGGCAAAGUCCAAGCGAGGGGCACAAAGAACAUACAGUAUUUGUUUGUCUGAGUGUGUGUGUGUGUGUUUGUGUGUUGCGGUGGCGCACACAUUUCCACUGCUGCUUCCCGCAAAUGUUGCCUCAUAGAGAGGAAUGGGAGAGCAGUGGUCAUGCGCGCUAGCUCAUAACCCUAACCUAACCCCACACACACACACACACUCACACUCACACUCACACUCACACUCACACUCACACUCACACUCACACAGGUACAGGCCAGCAUGUAGAUUUUGUGUUAGCGUGGGAACAAGAGAGUGCAAAAAAAAAGGCAUUUCAAAGCAUCUUCUCCUUCUCCUGUUUGUUUCUCCUCCAUCACCCUUAUUCUCUGCAGCCCUUUGAGUUGCAUGUGCGCUUUGACAGUGACAGAAAACAGGCUGCUGUUGCCGAAACAAAAGCUUGUUACUGAGACAAAAGCUUUGGCACGGCACCAAACAAAACAGCAGAACUUAUUUUUAACCAGACUGGAUGGAAAAAUGUCACUCUGACACUGUUAAAGCUCCUUGGGGUAUGACGACAAUGAAGAUGAACCAAGACAUUUGGGAUGAGGCAGGGUGCGAGGAAAGACUGCACGAAGGAGAGAGAAGAGCGGGAAAUGGGAUUAGGAAAGGGACAUUGAAGAGAGCUAGGGAGGGGGCUAGGGGGAGGGAGAAGGGGGAGGAGACAUACUGGUAUACUGCUAAACAAAAAACAUUGAUGUGAUGGAUGUCCCAGACUUGGAGGAAAUGAUGGGGCUCUACAGGACGCCGCUCCUGUAAAUAUAAAGCCACGUUCGCUAACAUGUGAAAAAAAGAGUUAUGGCUGAGUCUUAAUUCUGAUUUUAGACCCUCUCACAGUGAUUUAUUCCUUAACAUUAUCAUCUCAAACGUAUUUCUUUUUGUGUUCUCUCGCUCCUGGUUUCUCUUACACCGCUGUUCAUGAAGGAGGAAAUGUUAUGUGUUUUUAUCCCUGUAACUUUAGAAAAAGGCUUCUCGUCCCGUCUUACCUGCCAUGGUUACCUCUGAAGCAGGAGUGCACAGUUGGGUUUCUCUGUCUGAAUGUCAAGGGAACACAAGACUUCCUUCAAGUGAUUCUCAACAAAAAAAAAGCCUUUUGUAAACUAGAAACUCGGAUUUGAUCAGAACUGUUUUUUUUGUGUGUGUGGCUGCAACGACAGAUUCAUUUAAAAAUUAAUCUGCAGAUUAUUUUCUAAAGUAGAUUCUGUAAAAUGUCAGAAAAUAGGGAGAAGUGUCCAUCCCGCAUUCUCAAAGUCAAAGGGAAUGUUUUUAAAUGUCUUGUUUUGUGAGUAGAAAGCCCAAAGUAAUUCACUUUUCACUGAUUCAGUGAAAAAUUCAAAAAAAAUUGAGAGGCUGAAAAUGGCAAUUUCUGCAAUUGUUGCAUGAAAAAUGACUAACAAUUCAUCGAUUAUCUAAAUAGUUGGCAAUUGUUUUUCUUUACUAAUCAUUGCAGCUAUGUAUACCCAGUGCUCAUACUUACCUGUGAUCCAUAUUGGAGUGGUAGCCUUUUCACAUCAGAACAUUUUGACUUAGACAAGAGCGCUCACAUAGAACAAUAGUGAUAAACAAAUGUUUUGGUCAAAUCUCAGUCUUAUUUUUUAACACCAUGUUUUUGUUGUACAUGUGUACAGUGGACUACACGUGUAUGUGAAUCAUUUUGUCUUUUAUAAAGACUCUCGCAAAAGGCUGGCCACUAGUCUGGCAAAAUACAAGCUGUAAUAUCUGAAAUGACAAAGCAUUACAAAAAAAAUAAAUGAAAAGGAAACGUUGCACAUAUUUAUAUUUCUAAAAUAUUUCAAUAAUUUAUAUUAAAGAGCACUAUUUUUACAAAAGUCAA
Molecule: messenger RNA, 4526 nt
Organism: Trematomus bernacchii (emerald rockcod)
Lineage: Eukaryota; Metazoa; Chordata; Actinopteri; Perciformes; Nototheniidae
Gene: socs3b
Product: suppressor of cytokine signaling 3b
Exons: 3
Coding region: 1493-2167 (224 amino acids)
Biological process (GO): intracellular signal transduction; phosphatidylinositol phosphate biosynthetic process
Cellular component (GO): phosphatidylinositol 3-kinase complex
Molecular function (GO): 1-phosphatidylinositol-3-kinase regulator activity
Source: RefSeq, a predicted model, not a curated record